This is a messenger RNA of Colletotrichum navitas, 607 nucleotides long. RefSeq lists its product as uncharacterized. The transcript has a single exon. Lineage: Eukaryota; Fungi; Ascomycota; Sordariomycetes; Glomerellales; Glomerellaceae. Bases 105 to 572 code for a protein of 155 amino acids. The record is from RefSeq and is a predicted model, not a curated record.
UGUAUAUACCUGUAUCUGCACAAGGAUGGCAUGGACCCACAUGCCUCUUUGGGCCGCGGUGUGGUACGUAUCGCCCCCACUUCUAACUUAAAAUAAGAACCUUGAUGGCCUCGUCUUCCGCAUGUCUCACUCUUACUCUCACUUUCACUCUCACUUUCAUCCUCACUCUGAUUCUCACUCUCACCACAUCCUCACUUUCAUCUCACCCUCUGACAAGGUGUGGUCUCUGUCUCUUCUCUCCGCCUCUCUCCCUCCAUCUCCCUCUCUCCCUUCAUCCCCCUCUCCCUCUCUAUGUCUCUCGGCUCAGCCCAUGUCUCCCACUCGUCCACCCGACGAACGACAUCCUCCGCCUCGACUCCCCGCCAACCUUGAUGGCUCACGUGUGGCAACCGCUGCACGCCAAGACAGUAGUCAACCACCGCCGACCACAUCGACAUGUCGAAAGCUGCCAGCUUUUUCUGACCCUUCGCCUCUGCAUGACACCCUUGGCCUGCCCCCGAGUUAGCGCUGGCCGCACGAGAGUCGGGAAGAGUGAGGCAUUUUCUCUCCUCCGGGCAACGGAACGAAUGUGAUUCUUGAGUGGUGCGUUGUGUGUGCAUGGAAUGUU